CCAGUUAUUCUACCAUUUUGGUCCAAAUGUGCAGCGGGAACGGUUAAACAAAGUGGAUAAAACUAAUCACAUUUUGGUUUUAAUGGAAGAUGCCAACGAACCAACAGACAGUGUUGCGUCAAUGACGCUGCUGCUGCUGCACCCUGACUGUAAGUGACCAUCAUUUAACGUUAGAGUCGUCUUCAGGCUCGUUGCUCAAGGAUUUGCUCCCGUCAUCCUUUCUCUGCAGGCGUUUUUUUUUUUUUUUUUUUUUUUUUGAUGCAGAGAGAGGCGGACCGGGGCCAGACUCGGCUCAUAGGCUUCAUGUGAUCCCGCAGGGGAGGUGGUGUUUGGCCACGAGAAAAGACUCUCCCCGCGUCCGGGCUGCGCCAUUGUCGCUCGGACAGCCUCGGUCGCCGCUUGCUCCGAUUCUGGAUGUUCCCACAGUCCGGACGGUGACGCGCUGCAGCUCCGGCGAUGGGAGGCGCUCAGUCUGCGCAACGGGAGGACAAGGACUCGGCGGCGGAGGAGAGCGGCGGAGCGGAUGAUGCGCAGCACGAGCGCGCGGAGGAUGAGUCUCCUAAAAACAACGGACAGAUCUCUGAGAUCAGUGGAAAAGCAGACGCGACAGUAGCAGGAAUAAAGAGUCCCUGUGAGGAAGAGGUCGGUGCAGACGCUGUUGUUUCCCCAGAUGAAGCUGUUUCAGCGGCAGGAAAGUCUCCUAAAGAAAUUAAUGAACAUGAAUCACCUAAUGAAGUCGAUGCAAAUGAAGGAGUCACCCUGGAAACGAUUGAAAUGGACGCAAAGCACAAUGACAUCAACAAAAGCUUCAGGAGGCUUUUCAGUAAUAUUAACGUGAAAGUGACAGUAAAGAGAGGCUCGGCUGAAAAAGAUGAUGUGGUUGCAGAUGUGUCUGAUGACGCAACUAAGGAAGAGUCAACACGACCAGAAGGACCUGCUGAAACAGCAAAGGAAGAUGCAAGUAAGAAUGCUGAAAUUGAUAUGGCUCCAAAUACAGAACAGGAGCCUCAUGAUCAUGACUCAAAAUGUCCAACCCUGACUGGCAUCAAAUCAGAGGACGUUCAAGAGGAGAAGACUGCGGAAACCAAAGGGGAAGCAACCGAACCUGCACCUGCAGGCGACGAUGAAAGCGGACAACAAACUGCCACGUCUGAAGGAGAGACGGUCGUGUCUCCAGUCAAAAGGAAAAACCUGUUUACUGGAAUCUUUUCUGGACUGCGCAAGAAGAAGAAAUCUGUAGAUGAGACAGCGGAGAAAGAACUGGUAGACAUGCGCCAGGAGGAGGUCACAGAGACAACAGAAGGUAAAGAGGUCGGUCCAAGCGCUGAGACAGAUGCCGUUCAGACGCAACAGAAAGAAAACGGACUAAAAGACGAGGUCUUGUCUGCAGCACCAGCUCCAGUGGAUGAAGGCAAAUCGCCUUCUACAGAACCAGCGAUUAUUGUGAAUGAGCUUGACAUUAUCAGCUCUCAAGAGAAGGAUAAAGUUCAAGCCAGCCCACUUAAAAAGCUCCUGUCAGGUUCUAGCUUCAAGAAACCAUUCAAAAAACAGGGAGAACGGAAAUCAAGUGAUGCAAAGCUGUCUGACUCCGGAGAGUAUGUCUCGAAUCAGCUCCCGCCAUCGACUGACGCAGCUGAAACUCAGAAAGCAGAAAGUCCUGCAGGAGAAGAAGAUGGCGCGUGGGCGUCUUUCAAGAAACUCAUGACUCCUAAAAAGCGCAUGAAGAGGUCGUCCUUAACUAAUGAAGAGACACAAACGUCAGGUUUAGCGCAGGAAUCAAAGUCUAGUGAAGGCGAGCAGAUGUCAGACAACAGCACAGAGGAAAACAGGAAGAGAAAGGAUUCGUCUGUUUCAUGGGAGGCUGUGUUGUGCGGGUCUGGACGAAGAAGAAGCCGAAGUCGAAGCCGAAAGACAUCAGACUCCGAAGACGAAAAGCCACAGGAAGAGAGUGACAACAGGAAGAAAGAAUCACCAGUAGAAAGCUCGAUUGAGAUGGAUAAAAGUCCAACCGCUCCUUCCAAACAUGAAGGAAGUGCUUCAGAGAGUGAUGGUGGCUCAACAUGGAGAUCAAUUAAAAAACUAGUCACUCCCAAGAGGAAGGCCAGGGAUGAGGACCUCCAGUCUGAUGGUGAAGCUGCUCAAGAGGAUUCAUCCUUUUCAUUAAAGAAGCUUCUACCAGGACAAAAGAAGAGGAGGCCUGCUGAAAAGCAGGACUAUGUGUCUUCAGAUGAGGCUGAUAAGGAGGUUGCUUCAUGUGACGAAGACUCAGAGACACCAGCUGUGGUCCCAUUGUCUGAGUUUGAUGAAGAUGACACAGGUGUUCAUCUAGAAACAUAUGCAGACAUAGAAAGCCACAUAUCAAUGGAAGCAGACUUUAAACCCCAGGAGGACAUUGACAAGACGACUGAACCAGGAGAGAGUCUUCAAAGUGAAGCAAAGCCGGUCCAAGACAAUGAGGAUGCUUUCGAAAAUAAUGCACCUGCAGCCCCUGCAGCUUUAGAGGAAGAAACAGAUGAGGUGACAGAUCUAAUCAGCAAACAUCAGCAACUCAGCGAUAUUCCAGAGGAGGGCAUAAUUACCGAGACCAUGGUCACCCCAGGUUCAGUCCCCGAACAGCCAGCCAGAGACGACACCAUAGCAGAGGAUCUGAUAGAGAUCACAUCUGAGGCCAUUACGGCACCAGAGCCCGUGGAUGUCACAAUGGCAGAUGACACAGAAAUGAUCUCAGCACUUUCCCAAUUAUCGGAUUCUUCAAAAACAUCUGGAAACACGACGCCAGUCCCAGUCGAGUACGACGUGAAAGACACGGAGGUGCUCCUGCAGCAGGUUGCUGAAAACAUCUCUGCGAGCACAAAGGCAGACCCACUGUGCUCGGACGAGGUCAGCUCAGAGAGAAUAGUCGCUUCCGUUUCAUGCCAGAUACUAGAAGGCUUUGUAAAGCAGCAGCCAACCAUGCUGGAGAUACACAGGAGGUCAGACGCAACCGCCUUCAAGACUGGGCUGAACGUGGAAGUACUGGAUGAAAUUAAGAAACACGCAGCAACGGCGCAAACAGAGAGCAUAGCCGAGGUCAACGAAGUGGUUUACACUGAGAUCGUGUCUGAAGUUCCCACCAAGCUCGACGCCGCGGAAAGCGCGGUGGAUGACAUACAUGAGGUCAGUGUCACACAAACAGAAGAAAGCAUCGAGCUAGAAAGUGCAAGAGCCAACAAGAGCCAAGAGCUGAUGAAACACCAAGCUGAAUACGAAGCAUCCGCAGAGAAUCUGUCCGAAGGACAAGAGACCGUUGAAUGUUGUAUCGUUGAAGCGCAUCAAGCUGAAACAGAGACCUUGCAAACAGAGAUUUUAGAUGGUGCUGUCACGCAGGAAGUCCAAACUUUGUUAGAAGCCCAAACUUUGUUAGAAGCCCAAGGUGAAAUUGUGCAGAAACUGACUGCUCAGCUUGAAGCUGGUCAUCAAGAGCAAUCAAGUGUAGAAGUGGUAGAAGAACUGCAAGAGUUAGCAGCUGCUGAAAAAGACACGGGUGGUUCAGAGGAAGAUAUUGUUGAACCACCUGAAAACACAGCAGCAGAGGAGAUUCCAGCUGUGGACGAAGUGACGGUUGAAGAAGAUGUUGAACUGGAAAAGGAAGAUGAAGAUAAGGCUCCUGCUGCAUUGGAUUCAGACCACAGUGGAAUCCAAAAAUGUGAAAAACAAGUAGCAUUACCAGAAAAUGCUCCAGUUACAGAUGAACCUGAGCCUGUUCCUGAAGUCCACCCUGAACCAGAAAAGGAAGAUAAAAUACGGACAGAUGCUGUGAAAACGGAACACGAUCAAGUCUUUGCUGCGCAUGAAGCUACACUAGAUACGGAAACACUUGGAAGGGAAGAACAAACAUCACACAGCGUUCAACCAGAGGAGGCUGUUACAGAUCAAUGCAAAGAGCCUCUCCCUGAGACUGAGUCAGAAAUGAAAGAACAGGCAGAUUCUUCAAAAGCAGAAGAUGACCAAGAACCUGAAGUACACAAUGUACAAGGCCCUGUAGCAGAUCCACAGAUAAGAAGUAUUCAAAUAACCGAAAAAGAAGAAGUAUUAUCAGUGGAGAUUAAAGCAGAAAUAGAAGUUACAGAUGAACCCAAAAGUCAUCCGGAGUCUCUCCUUGAAUUAAACGCAAAUCUAGAAAUGAAAAAUGAACUACAAGCAGAGUGUGAACAUGGUACAGCACCAGAGGUAUUAGAUGGACAAACUAACAUCAGGGAUUCUGAGAAAGACAACAUUCAAACCCUAAAAAAGAAAGUGGUGCUUUCAGAGGACACUGCUUCAGCAGAAACUGUUAGUGAAGAACAAGAAGACCAACCUGAGUCUCUAAAAAAGGAAUAUGGACAAGAAAUACUACAAAAACAAGCAUCUGCACUACCAUCACAGACAAGCACUACUCACGUUCCUGAAAAAGAAGUGACAUUAUCCAAAAAGAUGAAAGCAGAAGAGGCAGAGACAGAUGAGCCCAGAGAAGAAAGAGAACCUGUCAUUGAAGCUCAUGUCAACACGGAAGAGAAAAAUAAGCUACAAGCAGAUGCUGUCAAAUCUGAUCAUGUGCAAGAUCCAGAUGUUUUAGAUGUGAAAGAGACGGUUUUGGUUUCAGAGUGUAGCAUUCAAACACCUGGGGGUAAAGUGCCGUUAUCAGAGGACGUUCCACCAGGAGACACGGUUACGGAAGAACCCCAAGAGGAACCUGUUACUGAAAUAAAUAUGGAGCUAGAACAAAAAGAACUACAAGCAGAUGCUGCCAAACCUGAUCAUGAGCAAGAUACAGAUGUUUCAGAUAUAAAAGAAACAGCACAUGUUUCAGAGGGUAGCAUUCAAACACCUGGGGGUGAAACACUAUCAGAAGACAUUGAACCAGAAGAGGGAGGCACAGAUGACCCUCACACUGAAGUCAACGCUGAGCCAGAAAACAAAUAUCAACUUGAAGCAGAGGACGUUCCACCAGGAAAGACAGUUAUAGAUGAACCCAAGGAGAAAUCUGAGCUGGUCACCGAAAUCACUGUGGAGCUAGAAAGCAAGGAACUACAAGCUGAUGCUGUCAAACCUGAUCAUGAGCAAGAUCCAGAUGUUACAGAUGUAAAAGAAACAGCACUGGUUUCAGAGGGUAGCAUUCAAACACCUGGGGGUAAAGUACUGUUAUCAGAGGACAUUCCACCAGGAGAGACAGUUACAGAAGAAUCCAAAGAGGAACCCAUUACUGAAAUAAAUGUGGAACUAGAACAAACAGAACUACAAGCAGAUACUGCUAAAACUGUUCAAGUUUUAGAAAUAAUCAGAGGUGAAGAUGAAACUGAAGAAGAAACUAUAAUAAUAGAUGAACAUAUAGGUACUAUUCAGAUUAGUGAAAAUGAAGUACCCUUAUCAGAGGACAUUAAUCCAGAUGGAAGGGUCAAAGACGACCCUCAGUCUAAAGCCAAUGCUGAACCAGAAAAUGAAUAUGACUUUCAGGAGGAUCUUCUACGAGGAGAGUCAGAUGAACCCAAAGAGGAAUCUGAGUUCAUCACUGAAAUCAAUAUGGAGACAGAACUACAAACAGAUGCUGCCAAACUUGAACAAGUAUCGGAAAUUUUAAGAGGUAAAGAAGAAACUGUAAUAGAUGAACAGAUAGAUACUACUCAGAUUAGUGAAAGGGAUUUACCCUUCUCAGAGGAAGUUCCACCAGCAGAGACGUUUAUGGAUGAACCCCAAGCGGAUUCUGGCACUGAAAUCAAUAUAGAACUAGAACAGAAAGAAGUACAAGCCGAUGCUGCCAAACCUGAACAAGUAGCAGUAUCAGAACAAAUAUUCAGAGCUGAAGUAUCAGAGGACAAGACAGUUAGAGACGGCCCAAGAGGGGAAUCAGUCACUGAAAUAAAUAUGGAGCUAGAAAAGAAAGAACUACAAGUAGAUGCUGUCAAAUCUGAUCAUGAGGAAGAUCCAGAUGUUCUAGUAAGAACAGCACUGGUUUCAGAGUGCAGCAUUCAAACAGCUGGGUGUAAAGUACCAUCAUCAGAGCUCAUUGAACCAGAAGAUGGAGGCACAGAUGACACUCACCCCAAAGCCAACAUUGAGCCAGAAAGUUAUUCUAAACUUCAAGUGGAGGACGUUUCACCAGGAGAGACAGUUACAGAAGAACCCAAAAGGGAAUCUGAGACUGUCAAUGAAAUCAGUAUAGAGCUAGAAAGGAAAGAACUACAAGCAGAUGCUGUCAAACCCAAUGAGCAAGAUCCAGAUGUUGUAGAUGUAAAAGAAACAGCACUGGUUUCAGAGGGUAGCAUUCAAACACCUGGGGGUAAAGUACCGUUAUCAGAGGAUGUUCCACCAGGAGAGACAGUUACAGAAGAACCACAACCCGUUACUGGAUUAAAUGUGGAGAUACAACAAAAAGAACUACAAGCAGAUGCUGCCAAACCUGAACACACUGAAGAUUCUGAAGCAUUGGCAACACAAGGAGCUGCAUUAGACUCAGGCAUCAGUGGUAUUGAAAUACCUGAAAAUGAACCGCAAUUACAGAAGACUCCACCUGCAGGAACAGGUACAGAUCAACAUGUUGAGGCAGAAAAAGAAAAGGAGCUACAAGUUACAAAUGUUGCUGAACCAGAAUCAGCUGUUACAGAUGAGUCCAGAGAAGAAACAGAGCCUGUUAGCGAAGUUCACAAUGAGUCUAAAGAGAAAGAUCAACUACACGCAGAUGCUGUCAAUACUGAACUCGGGCAAGCAAUAGAAACAGCAGAAGACAACACCAGCGUGGUAGUAUCACACACAGGGAGUGUUCAUAUUCCUGAAAAGGAAGCAGCAUUAUCAGAGUCCAGAGAUGAAGGAGACCCUGUUUCUCAACUUUAUGUUGAGUCAGAAGAAAAGGUUGAACUAAAAGCAUCAGAAAUAAAAGAACAAACCAGUGCACCAGUGUCACACGUGGGCAGCGUUCAAAUGCCAACAUCAUCAGAGGACUUUAAACCAGAAGAGGCAGUUACAGAUGAGCUCAAAGAGGAAUCAGAGUCUGCCACGGAGAUUCACACUGAGCCAGAAAAGGAAAAUGAACUACAUGAAGAUCAGCAAGAUGCCAAAGUGUUAGUUGAACAAAAACCUGCUUCAGAGAUGAUAAACAUUCAAACACCUGAGAGCAAAUUAUUAGGUGACAGUCAACCAACAGAAGCAGUGUCCACAGACAGAACUGAGCAUCUCACUGUAAGCACAGUCGGUACAAAGGGUGAAGUCAGAAAGCCGCUGGUGGAGGAUGACCAACAUACACCUGCAGUGGAGACCGCUCAAGUACCAACAUUAGAUGGAGAUGAAAUAAGUUCCAUAUCUGAGGCCACAGCAGAAUCACAAACACCUGCAGACAAACCCAAAAAAGAAACAGAACCCCUCACUGACGUUAACGUCGAGGCGCAAGUAGCACAAUUAGUUUUACAGGAGGGCAGUGGUAGUGGUGAAUCAGAAGACACAAGUGGAGCAGUCACAGGUCAACCAACACAAGGAACUGAAGGCAACACGGAGGUCGAGGUACAACCAGGAGGAGGUGUCAAAACUGAACACGUUCAAGUAUUAUUAUGUGAUGUGAAAGAUGUCGUCACUGAAACAGAAACAUCUGCAUCUGGGUGCAUCAAAGAAACUGCUGAGUGCGUUACUGCUCAAGAAACUGAAGAGCAACUAAUGCUGGACGACCUUAACAGUGCAGGUGUGGACGAGGCCCUUGCUUCAGCUAAAGAUGAACCUGAGGAGGGAGCUGGAGACGUGAACCAGGAUGGAGAGAGAACGGAUCAGACACCAGAGAUUUCCCCACAGGGUGUUCAGCUUGAGGAGGAACACGGCGUCCCCGAAGUCGUGGGCCGUUUCCAAACAUUAUCAGCAGUUCAUGUGUCUUCUGUCGCAGAGGAAAAGAACAGAGCACACGUCCUACAAAAGACAGUGGCUCCUGAGAAGAACCCAGCGCCUCUGGAUAAAGCCACAGACACGUAUGAGCCUGAACACGAGGUGCACCUCAGCGAGGUCCGAGGCCUCGUGGAGCGAGAACAUGAAGGAGAACUUCCGGGUCUCGAGACAAAGGCUUCUACCGUCGAGCACGCGGUAGUGGCACAAGUGACCACGUGUCACGUGAAGGAGGUCUCACCUGCGCUGCCAGAGGUUCUGACAGAGGAGCCGGCCGACGUGCGCGAACCAUCCGUAGAGAUGGUUGUGGGCGAGCUGGAUUUGAAAACGGAGGCGGAGAACGCCAAGCCGUUGGUGCCAGAUGACGAGAGCGGGACCGCAGCAGAAGGUAGUGUGGUUGUGACGAUGCACGUGUCGUCAGCGGAGUUUGGGGACAAGCACAGAAUUCGAGUGCAGGUGGCCGACGUGGAGGUGAAGUCAGCUGCAAUGAGCGUGGACUCGGCGCUUGAGGUGGGAGUCACAGAAGCCAAAGAAGCCGUAGACGUUUGUCAUGAAAGCAUUGAAGUCACCGAGAAGCUCUCGGCCACUGAGACCGAGGAGGAGCCCAUGAAAGGACAACACAAGGCAAUGCAUCACCAAGUGAUUCAGCAUGUGAAGGAAAGCGUACCAGAGAUAGAGGUGGAUCAAACCAGGGGUCAGGAUGAAGCCGUCAACUUGGAGCAUAAGCAGGAAGAUGGGACCGAAAUGAGUGAGAUGGCUGAAAGUAAGUCCCAUGAAGUCGAUCAACCAACUGUCGGAAUAAAUGAAGCUAGCGUCACAGCUGAAGAGGUCAAAUCGCCAUCAGAGGGGUUAGAAACAAGAAGAAUGAACCAAGAAGCACAAAAUAAACAAAGUUUGACGAGUCAGAUUGUGACUGUUAGCAACACUGGAUUAGAGGUCCCACAAAACACUGGAGUCAUCUCAUCAAUGGGCAACUUAGAGUCACCUUCAAGUCUUUCCUUAGAAUUCAAACUUAACAUUCAGUUCGGGCAAUCGAAGACAACAGCAACAGAGAGAACGGAAGCGGUGAAACAAUCAAGCGUAUCAGAGGUCGGGAUUCAGGCAGUAGAACCGAUUGACGGAGCACACGAGAACAAUAAAAAGCCAGAGAUGCACGACGUCACUGUCCAGGCAACAGAAAUCACCGAGCCAGAACACGUGAACCCGAGUGCGACAGAGAGAGCGGUGAUCACGAAGUGCCCUGUACUACUGGACAUCGGCAUCCAGUCGGUGGCAGCAGCACAGCCGGUAGAACAAGUGAAGUCAGGAGAAAGACUGAAGCCCAGUGAGCUGGAGUCAGACAAGAUCAAAGCAGUGAUGCAAGCCAAGACGUUCCUGAGUCAGCCUGUACUCUAUGAAGCCUGUUACGAAGAGAUCACAGUAGAAGAACCCGUUAAACAGAUAGAGGACGAGAACGAGCAGGACCUGUGGGUGGACGCUGAGGAACACGUACAAACUCAGGAGGACUCGCACGAGGGGGAACCAGUAGCAGAGCACACAGGAAGUGACCAAGAGGAAAAGGCAGAAUCUGGGCAUGAAACAGAGAACGAGGCUGAGGAGUUCGCUGUCGCACUGGAGCAUCCAGAAGCAGCAAAGACGGCUCCCACUGACUGAGACCGAUUCAGCUCAGCUUCAGCCUCACCAGCUAACAGGAAGUGGCUCAACGCGGUUAGAAGCUCCUGGAAGAGGACGGACGCCUGUGGCAGAGGAACUUUGCUGCUUUGACACAUUUAACCAAAAAUAUUCUAACAUUUAAUGUCAACACUUAAAAUAUAUUACUAACAUUUCAUUUGUUCGAGGGAUCUAGGUGGAGCAGCGUACGCUGGACAGGUGUUAAACUUCUCAGGGGGGUGUGCAGUGUGAUUUUAAAGGUAGAACACUGAACUUCAUCCACUAUGCAGCGGCAUCGUUCAAUAAACCUCAGCCAUUAACUAUGUAGUGCAAUUACCAUUUCAUUACCAAGUCAUAUUAUAGGCGACAAUCUUUUUGACAGUGUGCAGAACUUGACAUUAAGACAGUAUUUUUGUCAAAAUAAUGACAUUUUUAAAAGAUAAUUAAUGAUGGAAGUGACACAGGUCCAGCACACGUUCUUUUCUGCUGAUAUAUGACCUAAAUAUAGAGACCAGCGCCUGUUUAAUCAAGUUAAUUACAUGUGUGAUUUCUCAUAGGAUCUAUGCAUGUGAGAGCAAUAUGAAGGCCUUAGCGUUGGAGAAACAGCAGUAUUAUUGUAAAGUGCAUUAAAUGUAGUCAUGCUUAACAAGCCACAAGCUGCUUAUUUUAAAUGACCGGUUUCUAGGCAUGAGACAUUCUCCUUCAUUUACAUAUUUAUCCUAUAUCAGCAAUGCAAAUGUAAUCAGCACAGCGUUACACAACCACAGCAGCUUGUAUGUUGCAGCUUGUUGUAUAGACUUUAAAGCAUAAGUGCACGCCCAGUAUUUAACAGGUUAUGGGUUAGAGAGAAAGCAGGGUUACAACAGGCUGCUGUGUCCAAGCGUAGAUUUUGGAUUUAUUUCCACAUAUUCUGACUUUUAUGGAAAAUUUUUGCUGAUCUUCUACGUGAUGUUAACUAAUGCCUCAAUGGAAAAAAAUAAACCUGAGUUAACUAUGUUUAUACAGUCACAUUUUAUUAAUAAAAUCCUUUGAUUACAUUUAUAAAA
This is a messenger RNA of Betta splendens (Siamese fighting fish), 10571 nucleotides long. It is a transcript of the gene akap12a, whose product is annotated as A kinase (PRKA) anchor protein 12a. Lineage: Eukaryota; Metazoa; Chordata; Actinopteri; Anabantiformes; Osphronemidae. Bases 457 to 9528 code for a protein of 3023 amino acids. The transcript has 4 exons. Gene Ontology annotation, biological process: regulation of protein kinase C signaling; signal transduction. Gene Ontology annotation, cellular component: cytoplasm. The record is from RefSeq and is a predicted model, not a curated record. Gene Ontology annotation, molecular function: protein kinase A binding; calmodulin binding.